Messenger RNA from Hippocampus zosterae (dwarf seahorse), 1253 nucleotides. RefSeq names its product GTP-binding protein Rhes-like. NCBI's taxonomy places the organism in Eukaryota, Metazoa, Chordata, Actinopteri, Syngnathiformes, Syngnathidae. The transcript has a single exon. The coding region runs from base 1 to 627 and encodes 208 amino acids. Gene Ontology annotation, molecular function: GTPase activity; GTP binding. The record is from RefSeq and is a predicted model, not a curated record.
AUGUCACUGGAGGUGAAGGGGAAGACCCACGUGCGUCUCGUGUUCCUGGGGGCGGCCGGGGUGGGCAAGACGGCCCUGAUCCGCCGCUUCCUGCAGGACACGUUUGAGGCGAAACACCGGCGCACGGUGGAGGAGCUCCACAGCCGGGAGUACGACGUAAGCGGCGUCAAGAUCACCGUGGAGAUCCUGGACACCAGCGGGAGCUACUCCUUCCCGGCCAUGCGCAAGCUCUCCAUCCAGAACAGCGACGCCUUCGCACUGGUCUACGCCGUGGAUGACCCCGAGUCGCUGGAGACGGUCAAGAGAUUGCGGGAAGAGAUCCUGGAGAUCAAGGAGGACAAGUACACCCCCAUGGUGGUGGUGGGCAACAAGACGGACCGCGUGGGCGAGAGGCGGGUGUCCGGAGACGAGGUGCUGUCCACCGUGGAGAUGGACUGGAACAGCAGUUACCUGGAGGCUUCGGCCAAGGACAACGACAACGUGGUGGAGGUGUUCAAGGAACUCCUGCAGCAGGCCAACCUGCCCAGCCGCCUCAGCCCGGCUCUUCGCCGACGCAGGGAGACCUUCCCCAAACACGCCCACUUCAGGCCCCCCAUGAAUAAGACCAACAGCUGCACCGUGUCCUAAGGGCAGGGACAAAAGAGGACAUGUUCAAAAGUGGGCGGCAAGUGAAGAGCGGUCUCCUCCAGGCUUGGAGACCCUCAAGUGAAGGACACCAGAGAAGGGACUCAUCAUGAUAGAAAAAAAAAAACCAAACAAAUUAAUUAUUCCUCUCUUGAUGUAGUGCGUACUUGCAGCUGUUAAGAUCAAUGUCAAACCUAAAAGGCUGUCUUAACUGUUAUACUUACAAAUGCAUACAUGUCGGAACUCAUCAGUUACAUUUUAGUACGGUACAUCUUUUUGUAAUUGUGCACAAGAGCCAUUACUUUUUUGUUUGUUUGUUUGUUUAUGAAAAUGUGUAAAUACACUGCUCUUUUUAAAAAAAUUAAGUUUAUUCAUGAUUAUUGAAGUUGUUUUGUAUUGAUGUAUUUUUUUAUCAUGUCACACUGUAUUGUUGUACAAUUUUGUUUAUUGAAACAAAUGUAUUGUGGGGUUAAAUAUGCAUCAUAAAAAACAAAGAUCCAUACAAAAUGUGGGUUGAGUCAACAUGAAUGUCAACUGGUCAACAAAGCUUCUUUCUUUGCAUUUCAGAUUUUUUAAAAAUCUGAACAUGUGAACUAUAUCUAUAUUAGCAUUCAUCCAAUAAAACAGAA